Halteromyces radiatus is the source of this 1111-nucleotide messenger RNA. RefSeq names its product S-adenosyl-L-methionine-dependent methyltransferase. Bases 98 to 1078 code for a protein of 326 amino acids. The record is from RefSeq and is a predicted model, not a curated record. NCBI's taxonomy places the organism in Eukaryota, Fungi, Mucoromycota, Mucoromycetes, Mucorales, Cunninghamellaceae. Gene Ontology annotation, molecular function: methyltransferase activity. The transcript is spliced from 6 exons.
CUUGCCUUUCUUUCUCAUUUUUUUUUUAUUUUAUUUUUCUUUCUUUUAUUGUUUAUCCUUUUGUAUUCUUUAUUGAAGGAGUAUUUAGAUAUAUAAAAUGGGUGCUAGACUCUCAAUACAUAGCACUAAACAAAAACGAUCAUCACAGCGGUCUUCAACUGGAAAACAUCAUCCACUAGAAAAUUUAUCUCGAACUAAUAGUGAGCAUACAGUUUCCUCUUCGUCUUGUAUUCAUCAUGGAAGAAGUUAUCACGAUACAUCAUCUUCUUAUUGGUUACCAAAUGAUGAUGAAGAAAACGACCGAUUAACAGCCCAACAUUUUGCAAUCAAAGCAUUAUUUAAUGGGAAUAUCAGUCCAUCUGUCAAAAAACUUGUUCCUUUUGAAUCUGGUGCUUAUAUAUUAGAUGUUGGAUGUGCUUCAGGAACAUGGAUGUUAGAUAUGGCCACAGAAUACCCAGCAAGUCAUUUUAUGGGCAUUGAUAUAUGUGAUACAUUUCCUAAUAGUAUACGACCACCCAAUGUAGAUUUCAAAUUAGCCAAUUUAACAGCUGGAUUACCAUUUCCAGAUAAUACCUUUGAUUUAGUCAACGUUCGACUUUUCAUUUUAGCACUCAAGCAAGACGAAUGGUGGUAUAUUUUGAAAGAAAUACAACGUGUAUUAAAACCAGAUGGAUGUCUUCAAUCUGUUGAAUGUGGUAUGCUUGAAGGAGGCACUGAUUUCAUGCGUUGGGCUGGUUCCACAUUUGAAAAGGUGAUUAUAGCCAGAGGACAAGAACCAUGGAUAUCGAAAAAGAUGCCAUCGAUGAUCAAUGAAUUACCAGGAUACCAAUUAAUAGAUACUGAAAGAAAGAUGGUACCAUUGGGAGAAGAUAGUGAUUCUGUAUGUAAGGAUUUCAACUAUGAUGCAGUAAUGAUUUUUAAAGCAGCACAACCAUUUUUGAUGGAAAGUCUGGGUUUAACUUCCGAGACUUAUCCUGCGUUUCUGGAUCAACUGAUGAUUGAACUUAAAAAGAAACCUUGGACCCUUUGGUCUUUUACUUAUUGUAUAGCUCAAAAAAGAAAAGAAACUAUAAUGUAGAUAAAUAAAAGUAGAGAUGAUUCUUUUUCUUUU